AUGAGUUCCAAUAAUAUCCGUCAGGAUGAGGAUAAACAAAUAUAUGAUGUGUUCAACCUAUCUCCUCCCUCGAUUACAAUUAAAGAAGAAACUACCAACCAAUCUAUAGAUAGAACCAUACUAUCGCAACCCGAGAAUUCGAAUCAAAUGCAUUACUAUCAAUAUAAUGAAGCUCAAGCAUUAUCAUUCCCACUGGGUUCUCAUCAACAACCUCAUCUACAACAAAAUCAGGAAUAUUCUGAAUCAUUCGAACCACCUCCAGCACCAACUGUUGAGUUGACAACUGACCCAUUACCAAACUUCAGUAUGCCUUCAGGUGGUAUAUAUAUGACUGAUAAUGCAUCGGAUAUUUCUUUGAAUACAAAAGACUUGCCACAAUUUACGACUAAUGACUAUUUAUCACCAUCAUCACAAGUAAGUAAUCAAUUUUCUCCAGGUCAUUACCAACAAUCACUGCAAGAUUUUCUUCAAGUUAAUUCAAAUUUGAAUGUUAACAAUAACAGCAAUAGUAAUUUGCUUAAUCCUAGAUCUCCGAGUCAGUAUUCCACUCAUUCAUUGUAUUCAGAAAAUUCAUCACAACCUGCAUCACCUUACUUGGACGCUGUUUCACAUGUGAGUAACAAUAGUUUUAUUCCACCAAAUAUUCCAACUGCAUAUUCCGAUGUUGGAUCUAAUCGUGGAGGAGUUCCCGGCUCAAAUAAUAAUUUGGUUCCUAAUCAUUUUGAUACAGUAAAUGAUUUUUUGACAGCUGAAAUUGCCCUUGGUGGAUCAAUAAGUUCAACAAACCUCCCAGCGAUGGAGAAUGCAAAGCAAGAUGGAUUCGGAAAUCUGAAUUUUAUGGAGAAUAAACCUUACAAUCAGGAAAGUUUCACGGUACCACAAUUCAAAACCGAACCCGAAGGUGAUCAAUAUAUUUUUUCAAAUCCACAAAUGAACUUUGAUUUUGACAUUACUGUUACUCCUCCGCCGCAACUGGAAUCUAAACAAUUUCCACCACAAGGUAGUCAAUUUGAUAUCAUGAGUACUGCUGCUACCAAUAAUUCAAAUCAAUUAUUGACAGAGAAUAAUUUAACAAAUUAUAAUCAAUUGCAGCUGCGUAAAGGAACUGAUGAGAAUUUAGAAGUAGAACGUGAUGCAACCGGAAUCAUUAUUUCAAUUAACCAAGCUCCCGAAGUCAUUGCAGCCAAAACACCGUCUUUGUUUAGUAAUUCAUCAGCAAAUUCAUCUAUGCAUAAUUCGCCAAGAAGUGAUGUUGAGUCCAAUACCAAUAAUAAUGGUAAUAAUAAUAACUCAUCUAAUGGCCUUAUACCGAAUUCACAACUUUUGUCACCUUCAGCAAAUUCUGGAGGUGAUAAUAAAGACUCUUUAAGUCCAGAGGAAUUUCAAUCCAUGAAACGUGGUCGAAGGAAAAGUCAUGCAUCUAAAUCCAAUCCUAGUGUUUCACCCCGGUCCAAAUCUCCAAAUGAUGAAAGUGAAGAGAAAUUACAAUCUCGUGAAAAAAUGUUGGAAUUGGCUUUACCAACAAGUUCAUCAAAACGAACACAAAAACACCCGUCAUUGUAUGGUUGUCAUUUAUGUGAGAAGAGAUUUACUCGACCUUAUAAUUUGAAGUCACAUAUUCGAACGCACACACAAGAGAAACCGUUUAUAUGUUCACGAUGUGGGAAAUCAUUUGCUCGACUGCAUGAUAAAAAACGACAUGAAUUAUUACAUCAAGGUGUUAAAAAUUUCAAAUGUGAAGGUUUCUUGCAGGAUGGAACCAAAUGGGGAUGUGGGAAACUGUUUGCUCGAGCUGAUGCAUUAAGAAGACAUUUCCAAACGGAAGCUGGUAAACAAUGUGUUAAACGAUUAUUAGAAGAAGAAAAUUCAAAUAAUAUACUUAAAGAAGCCACAAAUGGUGGAGAUGUGGAUCGAGGUGGAGGAAAUGAUGAUGGCGAUGAUGAUGAUGAUAACAAUGAUGAUCAAUUGCUAACCUCAUCCUCUUCAAAAUCAACUUACUCAUAG
Messenger RNA from Candida tropicalis MYA-3404, 2004 nucleotides. It is a transcript of the gene CRZ1, whose product is annotated as DNA-binding transcription factor. The record is from RefSeq and is a predicted model, not a curated record. Gene Ontology annotation, biological process: regulation of transcription by RNA polymerase II. Gene Ontology annotation, molecular function: RNA polymerase II cis-regulatory region sequence-specific DNA binding; DNA-binding transcription factor activity, RNA polymerase II-specific. Bases 1 to 2004 code for a protein of 667 amino acids. The transcript has a single exon. NCBI's taxonomy places the organism in Eukaryota, Fungi, Ascomycota, Pichiomycetes, Serinales, Debaryomycetaceae.